UGUGCCCGGCCCUGGCUCCAUGCACGCGGGCUGUCAGAGCGCGCUCCCCCGUCACAGUUAAUUCAGCGUGGGCCCGGAGGCUGAGUGAGCCCCAGGGCUAUUCUCCUCCGCUCUCUCCGCCUCUUUAGUCCUCUUUCUGCCCCACACACACGCACACGGACCCAGGGAGCAGACACAGCGCGCCGCGGCAGCUCGGAGCCAGACCAGAGCCACAGGACAGCGGUGGAUCGUGGAGGUUUUUACGCAGGAAGAGUGCGCUGUCUCCGGUCAAGAACAUGUCCACAGUGUCGGUGUCCUCGCAGGAUGGUCGGAGCUUGUCUCGUCUCUCCGUCAGUCGCUCGCCCGCCUCCCCCCUCUCCCCCCUGGGCAUCCCCUCCCCCGCUCAGCUGACCAAAGCCAACGCUCCGGUGCACAUCGACGUGGGCGGGCACAUGUACACCAGCAGCCUGGCCACACUCACCAAGUACCCCGAGUCCAGAAUCGGGCGUCUGUUUAAUGGCACUGAGCCCAUCGUCCUGGACAGUUUAAAGCAGCACUAUUUUAUCGACCGCGACGGAGACAUCUUUAAAUACGUCCUCAGCUUCCUUCGGACCUGCAAACUACUGCUGCCAGAGGACUUUAAGGAGUUCCCGGCUCUGUACGAGGAAGCGCGGUACUACCAGCUGACCCCGAUGGUGCGAGAGCUGGAGCGAUGGCGAGCCGACCGAGAGGCUCAGAGCGGGGCGGGGUCAGAGUGCAUGGUGGUCCGCGUGACCCCUGACCUGGGCGAGAGAAUCGCUCUGAGCGGAGAGAAGGUGCUGAUCGAGGAGGUGUUUCCAGAGACCGGAGACGUGAUGUGUAACUCUGUGAACGCCGGCUGGAACCAGGACCCUACACAUGUGAUACGAUUCCCCCUUAACGGGUACUGCAGGCUCAACUCUGUGCAGGUGUUGGAGCGCUUGUUUCAGAAAGGCUUCUCUCUGCGAGCGUCGUGUGGGGGCGGAGUCGACUCCUCUCAGUUCAGCGAGUACGUUUUGUGUCGCGACCUUAAACUGUGCACGCCGAUCACAGCCACGCCCCUCCGCAUCAAACAGGAGCCUCUGGACUGACCGGACACCAGGGGGCGCUAGACUCUCCACCCACAUCCAACAGGACGCGUAAAACUGGCCACCCACAUCCAACAGGAGGCACUAGACUGAGGAGGGAAUGUGGAGGAGUCACUAUGGACAAUACAAGAGACUGACACGGACCAAGGAGCAAAGCAGUUUAAAUAAAUGUAAAAGUGAUACACACAGAUCAGCCAAAACAUUAUGACUAUUUGCUCUAUGACCCAAACCUUAAACUUAAACCACCUUAACCAUGUAGCAGGUGUUUUAAAAAGGGGGUGUUAAGCAAAAUCUAUUUUCUCCUAUGUUCUAACGUCCCCUCAGCUUUUAUAUGUCAUCCAUGCAUGUCUGAGUAAUCUAGCGAUCUCUCCCAGGCCCUAUUCGACUCUCCUUAUGGUUAGCUGUAAGAUUCUGUAAAAAGCUCCGCCCACAAGCCUACGUCACCCAUGCUCCCACACAACAAUUCUCCAUAAAUAUACAAAAACAUGAUACAAAACUGUACACAGCAACUUCACAAACCUGAUGUGAUGUGCAGUAGUUUCAUUAGUGGGAUGCACACUAAUUGUAUUGUGAUAG
Periophthalmus magnuspinnatus is the source of this 1661-nucleotide messenger RNA. Its product is annotated as BTB/POZ domain-containing protein kctd15-like. The transcript is spliced from 5 exons. Lineage: Eukaryota; Metazoa; Chordata; Actinopteri; Gobiiformes; Gobiidae. The record is from RefSeq and is a predicted model, not a curated record. The coding region runs from base 276 to 1088 and encodes 270 amino acids. Gene Ontology annotation, molecular function: protein binding. Gene Ontology annotation, biological process: protein homooligomerization.